AUGAGACCCAUCCUUCUUGCCGGGCACGAGCGUGCGCUCACCCAGAUCAAAUAUAACCUCGACGGCGACCUCAUCUUCUCUGUCGCAAAGGACCAGCAGAUCUGCGUCUGGUUCUCUCACAAUGGCGAGCGUCUAGGAACCUACCACGGCCACGUCGGUGCCAUCUGGACCGUCGACGUCGACCCGACCUCCACCUACAUUGCCUCUGGCUCAGCCGACAACACCAUCCGCAUGUGGGAGGUCAAGACCGGCAAGUGCCUCAAGACUUGGGAGUUCCCUACCGCUGUCAAGCGCGUCGAGUUCAACGAGGACGGCACCAAGCUGCUGGGCGUCACCGAGAAGCGUAUGGGUUACCUCAGCAACAUUGUCGUUAUCGACAUCAACCCGGAUAUCACCGCCGAGCAGACCGACGAGAAGUCCCUGACCAUUGUCUGCGACGAGAGCAAGGCCACCGUAGCUGGCUGGAGCCAGGCUAGCAAGUACAUCAUCGCCGGCCACGAGGACGGCAGUGUCAGCCAGUACGACGCCAAGACCGGUGAACUGCUGGACAACGUCCCCAUCCACGAGCUCGACAAGCCCAUCGUCGACCUGCAGUGGUCGCCCGACAGGACCUACUUCAUCACUGCUUGCCGAGACAAGACCGCCAAGGUACAACCUCUUCCACAACCCCCCCCCCCCCCCCUUGACAUGAUGUUGAAUUCUGACAUGAAAUCUUCACACCAGCUCAUCUCCGCUCGCGACCUCGCCACCCUCAAGACAUACACGGCAGACACUCCUCUCAACAGCGCCACAAUUACCCCCAAGAAGGACUUUGUCAUCCUCGGAGGUGGUCAGGCCGCCAUGGAAGUCACAACCACUUCCGGUCGCCAGGGUAGAUUCGAGGCUCGAUUCUACCACAAGGUCUUCGAAGACGAGAUUGGCCGUGUCCGUGGCCACUUCGGUCCCCUCAACACCGUCGCCGCCGACCCUACCGGCCGCUCCUACGCUAGUGGAGGUGAGGACGGUUACGUCCGUGUCCACCACUUCGACAAGGGCUACUUCGACUUCAACUACGAGGUUGAGAGGGAGCGACUGAACCGACUUGACGCUUAG
Messenger RNA from Trichoderma aggressivum f. europaeum, 1092 nucleotides. RefSeq lists its product as uncharacterized. The coding region runs from base 1 to 1092 and encodes 363 amino acids. Gene Ontology annotation, cellular component: cytoplasm; eukaryotic translation initiation factor 3 complex, eIF3m. Gene Ontology annotation, biological process: cytoplasmic translational initiation. The transcript has 2 exons. Lineage: Eukaryota; Fungi; Ascomycota; Sordariomycetes; Hypocreales; Hypocreaceae. Gene Ontology annotation, molecular function: protein binding; RNA binding; translation initiation factor activity. The record is from RefSeq and is a predicted model, not a curated record.